GGCUCACCACGACCACGAUCCUCCUACGCGUGCUACCCCCAGCUCCCACCACGGCAACGCAUCAUCGCAACGUUAAUAGACGACCUCGCGAGACGGCACCGGCGAGAUGACGGCAGCUACCAACGGCGGCGGCCAGCCUGCCGACCCCGAGAAGGUCUCCGUCUCGGGUUCGACCACCACGCCCCCCGAGCACCAGACUCUUGACGGCGCACAAGACAGCCCCCAGGAGCCGCCCAAGAGGACUAUUACCGGCGUGAAGUGGUUUUUCGCCUACGCUUCGCUCAUGUCGACUGUCCUGCUCUUCGCGCUCGAUAACACCAUCGUCGCGACGAUUCAACCUACCAUCGUUGAGACGUUUGGCGAGCAGGAAAGCUUGGCGUGGAUCGGGGUCAGCUUCGUGCUGGGCCAGGUCGUCAUCUUACCCAUUGGAAAAGCGUUCGGUCUCUUCAGCAUGAAGUGGGUGUUCCUGAUCUGCAUCUUCCUCUUCGAGGCGGGCAGUGCCAUCUGCGGCGCCGCGCCCAACAUGGCGGCCCUCAUCAUCGGCCGCGUCAUCGCCGGCGUCGGCGGUUGCGGCGUCUACGUGGGAGGCUUGACCUACGUCAGCAUCCUGACCACCCCGCACGAGCGCCCCAUCUAUCUCGCCGGCGUCAUGUCCGUCUGGGGUGUCGGCAACGUCCUGGGCCCCAUCGUGGGCGGCUCGCUCGCCGAGAGUGCCGCGACCUGGCGCUGGGGCUUUUAUAUCAACCUGCCUAUCGCCGCCGUGUUCGCGCCCGGCUACAUCUUCUGCCUGCCCAGCAUCAACGCCAUGCCGGAUACGCCGUGGAGAAAGAAGCUCGCUAUGCAGGACUGGGUCGGAAUUGUCAUCUUUACCGCCUUUUGCGCCUGUUUCUGUAUGGCCGGCAGUUUCGGUGGCACCCUGUACGCCUGGAACAGCGGUUCGGAGAUCGCCCUCUGGGUCAUGACCGUCGUUCUGAUGAUCGCGUUCGGUUUCGUCACUUACUUCCACCCCUUCGUACCGUCUGAUCAGAGGCUGCUUCCUGUGCAUGUCAUGCGCAGCAAGGACCUUCUCAUCCUACCCCUCCAAGCUAUGCUCGUCGCAGGGUCCAUGAUGAUGGCUAUUUACUAUACACCUUUAAUAUUCCAGUUCACCAGGGGCGAUGGCGCUUUGGACGCCGGUGUCCGCAUUUUGCCUCUCAUCUGCAUGAUUGUCUUCGGGUGCCUUUCGAACGGCUUUUUGAUGCCCAAGUUCGGCUACUACUUUCCUUGGUAUGUUUUCGGCAACGCUUUGCUAUUAGCUGGCGCCGCUUGUAUGACCACUAUCGACGCAUCGAUCUCAGAUUCCGCUCUCUACGGCUUCACUGUGCUCAUCGGGCUUGGGGCAGGCUGCUUCCAGAGUGCCGGUAUCGCCGUGGUGUCAGCACUGUCCCCAGCUGCCGACAUUAACAAUGCCGUCUCCAUUAUGACCAUCUCGCAAGUCAUCGGCAUCAUAAUAUCCCUUGCAGUGUCCGGAUCCAUCUUCCAGAACAUCGCCAUAACUCAUAUCUCCGGCGUUUUGCCAAAUGCCUCGUUCGAUGAGGUCAGCCAGUUGGUUACUGGAACCAGCGGAAGCUUUUAUCAGAGCUUGGUACCCGAGGAGCAGGUAUUGGUCGUCGAUCAAGUGACAUUGGCCAUCCGGGACGCUUUCUUCUAUCUUGUUGGCACCAGUGCCAUAGGCUUCAUCACGUCUGUUUUCUUGAACCGGAAGAAGCUCUUCAUCCAGGGGGGUGCCGUCGCUGCUUAGUGUUUCAGCCCGCAAGUGUACAUUAAGACGUCCGAUCCUUUGGAUAAGCGGUCGUGAAAGGGAUCCGGAAGGCGAUGGGACGGUUAACUAGAGACCUCUGGUCUUGG
Molecule: messenger RNA, 1887 nt
Organism: Durotheca rogersii
Lineage: Eukaryota; Fungi; Ascomycota; Sordariomycetes; Xylariales; Xylariaceae
Product: major facilitator superfamily domain-containing protein
Exons: 7
Coding region: 107-1780 (557 amino acids)
Biological process (GO): transmembrane transport
Molecular function (GO): transmembrane transporter activity
Source: RefSeq, a predicted model, not a curated record